Messenger RNA from Sorghum bicolor (sorghum), 1343 nucleotides. RefSeq names its product protein DOWNY MILDEW RESISTANCE 6. Lineage: Eukaryota; Viridiplantae; Streptophyta; Magnoliopsida; Poales; Poaceae. The record is from RefSeq and is a predicted model, not a curated record. Bases 150 to 1181 code for a protein of 343 amino acids. The transcript has 4 exons.
UAUCGAGCAAACCUUGCCAGUUGUUUCCGUGACGCUCACUGCGCGCGUCAACUCUGCUAGGUCUCCGGCUUCUGCCGUGGGCGAUCCUCUUUCCUUUAAUUCAUUCCCCAACCUUUGAAACAAUUAAGCAUAGUAUCUCUUGCAAUCCGAUGGGAAGCCAGCUUCUGUCCACCGUCGAGCGUCGCGAGGUCCUCCCGGAGUGCUAUAUCCGGCCGGAGUUCGACAGGCCGCGACUCGCCGAAGUGACGACGGACAGCGACGUCCCGCUCAUCGACCUCGCGUCGCCGGAUAAGCAACGAGUCAUCGGCCAGAUUGGUCUGGCUUGCCGGACCUAUGGCUUCUUCCAGGUCAUAAACCAUGGAAUAGAAGAGGAGCUACUGGAGAAGAUGAUGGCCGUUGGUCUGGAGUUCUUCCGUCUGCCGCCGGAGGAGAAGGAGAAGCUGUACUCAGAUGAACCGUUCAAGAAGAUAAGGCUCUCCACCAGCUUCAACGUCCGCAAGGAGACGGUGCGCAACUGGCGGGACUAUCUGCGCCUUCACUGCCACCCGCUGGAGGAGUUCUUGCCCGAAUGGCCGUCCAAUCCUGAAUCCUUCAAGGAGGUAGUCAGCGCGUACUGCCGCGAGGUCCGGCUGCUCGGUCUCCGGCUUCUCGGCAUGAUCUCCCUCAGCCUAGGCCUCGAGGAGGACUACAUCGAGAAGGCCCUCGGCGAGCAGGAGCAGCACAUGGCCGUGAACUACUACCCGCAGUGCCCGGAACCCGACCUCACCUACGGUCUGCCGAAGCACACGGAUCCCAACGCCCUCACCGUCCUCCUCCAGGACCCCAACGUCGCCGGCCUUCAGGUCCUCAAGGGCGGCGACCAAUGGAUCGCCGUCAGCCCCCGGCGAAACGCUUUCGUCAUCAACCUAGGCGAUCAGUUACAGGCGCUGAGCAACGGCGCGUACAAGAGCGUGUGGCACCGUGCGGUGGUGAACGCCGCGCAAGAGCGCAUGUCGGUGGCAUCUUUCCUGUGCCCGUGCAACAGCGCGGUGAUCAGCCCCGCGGCGGCGCUCGUCGGCGAAGGGGACGCGCCCGUGUACCGGAGCUACACCUACGAAGAGUACUACAAGAAGUUCUGGAGCAGGAGCCUGGACCAGGAGCACUGCCUGGAGCUUUUCAGAAGCACCCAGCAGCUCCAGUAAAGGCAGGAAAUGUAUUGCACGUACGUUUGAGGGCUUUGCUUGAACUAAGUUUAUUUGCUUUUGGUUUUGUUUCCUGACAUACCAUUUCCUUGUGUUGUGUAAUAAGCUUGUCCCAGCAAUCUUUCUUGUACUUUCAAGUUAGUAAAACUUCGCCUUCCCGUA